Molecule: messenger RNA, 3621 nt
Organism: Neospora caninum
Lineage: Eukaryota; Apicomplexa; Conoidasida; Eucoccidiorida; Sarcocystidae
Exons: 15
Coding region: 1-3621 (1206 amino acids)
Source: RefSeq, a predicted model, not a curated record
AUGGAUUCCCCCUCGCCAGGCGCGAGCUCCCGGCGGACUGCUAGCCACCGCACUGACGCGGAGGGUUCGCGCGGAAGUUCCUCGCACAGAGGCGCCUCGAGAGCCCGCGCGCCGUCCCGUUCGGACUCUCCCGCGUCUUCCAGGCUCCUGCCGCCCCCUUCCUCUGCACGCUCACGCGAAACGUCGAGAAACGCGUCAGAUCCUUCCGCGACUCAUGGCGCUCCUUCCCACCGCUCAGACGCCCCUCUCCGCGUUUCCGUUUCGCCCAGCUCCGAGCACCCCUCGAGUCGCUCGUUGGCGAAGCCAGGAUCGGCGAAGGGAGGCGCCGGCCGCCGGAGGGACUCCGCCGAGAGGGAGAGACGUCGCUUCAGUUCCGACUCGCUUCCCACCAUCAGAACCCACCUCGCUGACGACGAGAGCGAUCGGCGAGGGUCGGGAAGGCAGGCACUCGCUGGAGGCGCUGGGAUGACUUCCAGAGGGAGCGAUCAGAGAGCCGCGAGACGGCUGGGGGCUUCUCCGGCGACAGCAGAUUCUCGGUCGCGAACGCACGAGGAGAGUGGACGAGAAGGCGCCGAACCAGGAGCGUCGCGGAAAGAGAUGCACGUUGGAGGGAAGCUGUAUUGGCCGCGCGCCACGAUCACUUACGGGCGCGGCGGACCUUGGCUCUUUUCACGCGAUCCAGACAGCCCGGGGGGAGAGGAACCCUCACGGAGAUCGAGAGCUGGCGACGCCAGAGAGGCUGUUGAGGAUGGCAACCUCGAGCGGCGAUCCUCGGUGCGCGACAGACUCAAGGAGAUGGAAGAGUUGAUCGAGAAAGCACUGCCUCAACCUGAACUGACAGCGGCCGACUGGGCUGCUGCGAAAAAGAAGAAGAGCCUCAAACACGAACACCUCAUCAAGAGAGAAGUCGGCAAACCUGCCGAAGACAUCCACUUCACCAAGCGAGGCGACAGCUUCCACAAACCGGCCGUCGUUCUCCCUGGUGAAAGCGCGACUGAUCAAAUGCGAAUUCCGUGGAUUGCGUCGAGUGCGCGCACGGGGCUCCUCGCUAAACAGGACGCUUCGACGGAUGGGCCCAGAACCAAACAACCGUCCGAUUCGGCGCCGACGGUGUUCGACAAAACACUGCAGGAAAUGCCAGAAGAACCUCUAUCUCGCAUGGACAACGCUCCACUCGAAUCCACGCUUCUGGAGAGAGGCGCUUGGGACGCGUACAUGGAGCGAACUCACAGGACAUACGAAACGAAGCAAGAGAGAGGGACAAAAGAAUUCAGCAGCAUGCUCCUCGAAAACCGCCACCGGCAGUCCAAGGCUCAGGCGGGAUCCAGAUCCGAGACGGAUGAGGACGAAAAAGCAGUCAUGAGGAGAGAUGCAGAGCAAGACGCCAAGCUGACGUCCAGUCCAUACGUUCCUCUCCCUUACUCUCAGAAACAAGAAGAGUGGGAUAUCACGUCUCUCGGCAGAAUUUCCACCGUAGCUGAAAAAGUCUCCCACCGCCUCCACGACGCCCUUCCCUUUGAAGGGAUUUCCUGGUCGCGCCAACCGACUCUGACCGACAGGAACGUGGAUCUGUUCUUCCGCCUGGAUUCGGAAGACACAUGUGAACAAUUUCGGGUCACAGAUGAGAUUAGGUCGUCUCAUGAGAGGGUUCGGUUCGCGGCCAAGGUGGUGAGACACUUGAUGAAGGAGCCGGAGAGCGACAAGCGCACGAGAUGGAUGAAUUUGAGGAGAGUGGCGAAACUGUACGCCGGAGCCCCAGUGUGCAGCACUGAGUCGCCGAGUGGCUCGGACGAACUGGAAAUAAAACUCCUCAGGAGCAGAGACUGGAGAAGAAGCUUUGAGUGCCGAGACGAAGACGAAGACGCGACAACGACGGUUGCCGGAACGCCCCCCCCUCCGAUCGAUUCCCCUCGACUGCCCCAUCCGUACUGUCAUCGGGAAUGGGGCCCAAAGAGGCCAAAGGGGGCUGAACCAAAACUCAAUAUCAGCAAAGAAAGGGAUUACUUAUGGGAGUUGGAGCGCGUUCUCGAGACGAUCAACGAAACGCUGGGUCCGCCUUGGAGACAGAAGUUGCCUAAAGCCGGUCUUCUUGCCACACUGCUGCGACACCCGAUGCCAGUUCCCCUGCGCGAACGACUGGGGCGAUCGGGGGCAGAGCUCAUAGGGCGCCUCCACCGAGGCCGCUUCUGGGCGGAACUGUUUCACAGCAUUUGGUUCUCGUUGACUGUCGAGAGGUUCCAGCUUUUCUACACGAACUACACGGGCGCGACGUUCCUAGACUGGGAUCCCGCAACUAGUGCCUUCGACUGGGUAUACUACACUCGCAAUCUGCCCAGGAUGUUCCGCCUAUCCAACUACCUCAUGACAGGCGCGCUCGAGUCGCAUAUCCCUGGCCUCCAGCGACUUCUGUUUCGCCUGAAUUCCCUCAACUUUUUCGCGUACCGCGUCAGCUGGUCACUCCACUACUCCUUCUAUGGGAACAAGUUGUUUUCGCAGCCGGACCGUUCUGCCUAUCUUGCCAAAGACGGCAAAACGCUGGACCCAGUCUCGAUGGCUACGCUCGCCUUCACGUUGCUCCGGUGUCUCCUGAAGCACUCCACUGCAUGCACCGCGCUUCAAUACAAUAUUGAAGCGGUUGGCCGGCUGUGGCCAUUUGUUCUCGAAUACAAGACGAAUUUCAUCACCAAGGAAGAACUCUGUGUGCGGAUGUUCACCUGCCCUCUGACAAAUGGUUUCUUCUCCGUCCUCGCCAACGGUGAAGUCCCAGAGAUGCCGCAAGCAGUCCACGCCAUACACUCCUACUUUCUCCUCCUGACUGAGUUUCUGUACGGAGGACGUCCUCAAGGUUUCUUUGAGUCGUUGUCGAAGAGUUUCGACACGUGCGUCCCGUGCAUUUGGAUGCACCUGGCGGCAGCACUCAAUUCCGCAUGCGUCAUGAACGUUUUUCUCGUCGGCGAUAUCCUGGCGUUCAUCACGGAUCUGCUCUACCUCACCUGUCUCGACGGCGCGGCGCUUCCACAGAGAGCAGCCCGACUUAUUCACAAGAGAAUCGCUUCGAAACUCCUGCACUUGCUCGGCGAGAACCGUCCAGAUCUCGCUGAUAGCGAGACCUGGGACCACGUCGAACGCAAUGCCAAGUGUCUACGGAAGGCUCUCUUCACGGCAAUGAGAGGCCAGGCCAUUGAACCGGAGCUCCUCGAACCCUUCACCCUUCCGGUGCGCUCUGCGCCGGGAACCGACCCCAACGUCUACAAACUUCCGUGGCCUUCUCUCGCGAGACUGUUCCCGUCACCGGAUCAAAUCCCCUGCUGGCGUCCGGGAUGCACGAAAAAUCUUCGCUUGGCCCCAGAACAAGUCAAGCAGCCCGGGGCUGAAAACUUUCGAUACUGCCCAAAAUGCAACAUUGCCGCGUACUGCAGCCAGGUCUGCCAAGAUCGACAUUGGGUCUUGGAGCAUCGGCAGGUGUGUGCCUACUUCCGACGGCCGCCAACCUUUCUUCGCUUUCACAUGCUUCCUGGGCAAGUACCCAUGGAGCUGCAGGUUCCGGUUUUCGACAUCUUCAAGGGAAUGUUUGAUUUCGAAUGGGUAGACGACGGGAGCGCAUUUGAAGCGAUCUUUUAG